Biomphalaria glabrata is the source of this 2307-nucleotide messenger RNA. RefSeq lists its product as uncharacterized. NCBI's taxonomy places the organism in Eukaryota, Metazoa, Mollusca, Gastropoda, Planorbidae. The transcript has a single exon. Gene Ontology annotation, biological process: telomere maintenance; DNA repair. The record is from RefSeq and is a predicted model, not a curated record. Bases 1 to 2307 code for a protein of 768 amino acids. Gene Ontology annotation, molecular function: DNA helicase activity.
AUGUUCGGAUUGCACAAAAGUGGACCAAAUUUGGAUGAAAUUGAAUCCUUUCAAUCUGGAAGAUACAUCAGCUCCAAUGAAGCUGUUUGGCGGAUAUUGGGAUUCUCAAUACACGAACGUCACCCAACUGUGGUACAUCUUAGUGUGCACUUAGAAAAUGGUCAAAGAAUGUAUUUUGAUGCAGCUAGCUUAAAAGAAAAGUUACAGUCGCCACCAAAAUCUACCCUUCUUGCAUUUUUUGAGCUGUGUCAGAAUGAUCCUUUUGCGCAAACAUUGCUUUACAGUGACGUACCAAAAUAUUACACAUGGAAUACAUCCCAAAAAUGUUUCAGUAGAAGAAAGCAAGGUAUUGAUGUCAAAGAUCAUCCAGGAGUAAAAAUGAGUGAUGCCCUUGGACGAGUCUACACUGUGCAUCCAACAAAUGCAGAAUGCUUUUAUCUGCGCAUGCUCCUUCAUGUUGUAAAAGGCCCGACCUCUUUUACUAAUUUAAAAACUGUUGAAGGUGUGGUGUGCCAAACCUUUCGAGAGGCUUGCCAAAGACGAGGCAUGUUAGACAACGAUGAGCAUUGGGAAGCAGCUCUGGCCGAGGCUGCUCAGACAGGGACAGCACAGAGAGUACGCCAUCUUUUUGCUCUUUUGUUGACAACAUGUGGAUUAUCAAAUCCACUUGAUCUUUGGGAAAAGUAUAAAAAUGCACUGAGUGAUGACAUACUUCUACAAAAGAGAAGAGAAAAUCCAGAUAUUCUAAUUGAUUUUUCAAACAUAAUAUAUGAUGAGGCCUUGAUUGCCCUGGAAGACCUAUGUUUAACAAUGGCUGGAAAAGACCUGAAACAUGUAGGCUUAAAAUCACCCGAAAGAAAUGCUUUUUGCAGAGAAUUACUGCGUGAGCGUAGUUUUAAUAUUGAUGACCUUUCCAAUUUCAUCACUGAAAAUGAACCGAAAUUGGUGCCAGACCAAAGAAAAGCAUAUGAUACUAUACAAAAUUUAAUUACUGACAAGAAAGGUGGAAUAGUUUUCCUGGAUGCACCAGGGGGAACAGGCAAAACAUUCCUCAUUAAUCUUCUUCUUGCUAAAGUCAGGCAACAAAACAAGAUUGCACUUGCAGUGGCUUCAUCUGGUAUUGCAGCUACACUCCUUCAAGGGGGUAGGACAGCACAUUCUACCUUCAAGCUACCACUAAACUUGGCUCAUGGUGAUACUCCUGUUUGUGACAUAUCCAAAGACUCUGGCCAGGCAAAAAUUCUUCAGAUUUGCAGUUUAAUAGUAUGGGAUGAAUGUACUAUGUCUCACAAAAGGGCUCUUGAAGCAGUAGAUAUGUUAAUGCAAGAUUUGAAAAAUAGCAAAGCAUUAAUGGGCGGAGUAGUUGUCAUGUUAGCUGGUGACUUUAGACAAACCCUACCAGUAAUUCCAAAGUCAACUCCUGCAGAUGAGCUCAACGCCUGUCUUAAAGCUUCAUACCUCUGGAAGUAUGUCGAAAAAAUAACCCUUAAGACAAAUAUGAGAGUUCAACUUUCUGAAGAUCAAAAUGCUGCUAAUUUUUCUAAACAACUAUUAACAAUUGGAGACGGCAAAGUUCCCAUUGAUUCAAAUGGAUUUAUAAAUUUUCCUUCACAGUUUUGCAACAUAGUCAAGUCUCUCGAAGUGUUAAAAUCUAAUGUUUUCUGUAAUUUACCAGAAAAUUUCAGAAACCAUGAGUGGCUGUGUGAACGAGCUAUUCUUGCACCUACAAAUGACUCUGUUAAUAGAAUCAACAUCGACAUUUUAAACCAGCUGCCUGAUGAUUGCAAACUUUACAAAUCGAUUGACAGUACCUUAGACCCUGCACAAGCUUUAUAUUAUCCUGCAGAAUUUCUGAAUUCUUUGGAACCACCAGGACUUCCACAUCACAAUCUUCAACUCAAAAUUGGUGCUCCGAUCAUUCUCCUUAGAAAUCUUGAUCCUCCAAAGCUCUGCAAUGGAACCCGUUUAGUCAUUAAAAAUCUUUUUUCAAACCUUAUUGAAGGAACCAUACUGACUGGCUGUGCCAAGGGAGAAGAUGUUUUUAUACCUAGAAUUCCUCUCAUACCAUCUGAUCUGCCCUUUGAAUUUAAGCGUUUGCAGUUUCCAGUUCGGCUCGCAUUUGCAAUGACAAUAAACAAAGCACAGGGGCAGUCACUGAAAGUUGCAGGAAUCAACCUGGAAUCCCCCUGCUUCUCUCAUGGCCAACUUUACGUUGCAUGUUCCCGUGUGGGUUCUCCACGAAAUCUGUUUGUAUUUGCUGCUGAGCACAAAACCAAAAACAUAGUAUAUCAACAGGCUUUAUGUUAA